AUGGCUAACCAUCCGCAGGGAACACAACGCGCUGUCAAGUGGUAUCCGCCCGCUUAUGACAUCCGAGUGGAGACUAUCCCCAUUCCAGAGAUCAUUGAGCCUGAUGAUGCGCUCGUGAAGAUCAAGUUGGCCGGACUGUGUGGAAGCGAUCUCCACAUAUAUAGGGGUCAUGAGGACGUCGACGCCGAGCUAAUCUGUGGACAUGAGCUCGUUGGCGAGAUUGUCGCUCUCGGGUCGAGCUUCUACCCGGGAGCCACAGGAAGGCCGGAACUAUACUCGACUCUGCAGAUAGGCGACAAGGUCGUGUCUCCGUUUACGGUCUCGUGCGGUGAAUGCCACUUCUGUAGGGUAGGCUUCACUUGCCGCUGCAUUCAUUCUGCGCUCCUCGGCACCCCUCUUCUCCCAGGCGGGCAAGCACAAUACGCGCGGAUUCCCAAAGCCGGAGGGACGCUGUUCAGCCUCACUGCACUAGCCAGGUCAAACGCGCGCGUCCUCGACAUCGCCGAUAGCUCAUUACUCCUGCUCGCGGACAUUCUGCCCACGGGCGUGUUUGUCGCCUUGCAGGCGCUACAGCAUCCCAAGUUGUCACCGAUGCUUACGGGCUCUGCUUAUCCGUCGAGUUCAUUCGUACCAUGCGACGGGCUGGUUCUCUCAGGCACUGGGGUAAUGAAGCCUCUGGAAACGGCAGACCGGACGUUGACGAUUGCCAUCGUGGGUCUUGGACCGGUUGGAGUGUGUGCCGCUGUCAGCUUGCUUCAUAUGAUGGAGAACAUACGGACCACGAAAGGCCUUGACUGCCGAAUUGUGGCAAUCGACCCCAACGAGGCCAGGAGAAAGAAGAUGGAGGCGGUGUAUGCGAAGAUCAACAGCCAUGACAAGCAAUCCUGCGCGUUCGUAGUGGCGGCGAUAGACGAGGCUCAGGAUCUUGCCAAGUUGUGGACAGGAGGCGCGGGAUGCAAUGCCGUCCUAGAAGUUGUUGGGAACAACAGCGCACUCGACCUGGCGUACAGUCUCGUCCGCCCGUUCGGUAUCAUUAGCUCAGUCGGCGUUCAUCAAGAGCCUCCAAUCCCUUUCACUGGCCGAGACGUGUACAACAAGAACGUAUCGCUCGAUUUCGGGCGUUGCCCAGUCCGCGCCAUGUUUCCGCUUGCCUUGGAAAUACUGGUGAAGCGGCAGGAUGUUUUCGGAGGCAUUGGAGACGACGCAAGCCUCAUUGAGAACACCGUGUCUUUUGAUCAAGCUGCUCAGAGUUACGAGCUGUUCGACAAGGGCAAGUGCGGCAAGAUUCUGUUCGAUCCUUGGAUGUAG
Molecule: messenger RNA, 1308 nt
Organism: Rhodofomes roseus
Lineage: Eukaryota; Fungi; Basidiomycota; Agaricomycetes; Polyporales; Fomitopsidaceae
Product: chaperonin 10-like protein
Exons: 7
Coding region: 1-1308 (435 amino acids)
Source: RefSeq, a predicted model, not a curated record